Messenger RNA from Salmo salar (Atlantic salmon), 4924 nucleotides. RefSeq lists its product as uncharacterized. NCBI's taxonomy places the organism in Eukaryota, Metazoa, Chordata, Actinopteri, Salmoniformes, Salmonidae. The record is from RefSeq and is a predicted model, not a curated record.
GGAGGGAGAAACAGUGUGCAGGAGAGCGAGUGAGAGCGAAGCGAGCAAGAGAGAGAAGCGUGAGAGAGAGAAUGUAUGGUGUCAGGGUAACGCUUCCUUGCUUGUAUCCAGGGCCUUUGUGAAUACACCAUGGGAUGCAUCGGCUCACGGAGACUCACGGCAGAUGGAGUGCCAGUAAAGGAUGGGGAACAGCAUGGAUGUUCAGACUUUUCAUGGGAAGGAAUCAAUCUGUCUAUGGAAGACACCACGUCCAUCCUGCCUCGUCUGAAGAGGAACAACUCCAAUAACUAUGGGAUCGGUGCUCUGGCUAAGUCCUCACUGACAGGUGUGUCAGGUGUGAAUCGCUCCAUGAAGGACAAGGUGACCAAGCCUACAUCCAUGGCCCAAGGCCGGAUGGCACACAUGAUCGAGUGGCAGAACUGGGACAUGUCUGUGGUGGGCCCGGGGGGCGUCUCCGUCCCACGCAAGUCCACGGCAGAGCAGGAGAUGGAGAGACGGUUGGAGAGCGACGCCUACAGCGACCUCAGCGACGGGGAGAAGGAGGCUCGCUUCGCCGCAGGUAUCCUGCAGCAGUUUGCCAUCUCCCAGGCAACGCUCAUGGCCUGGACCUCCAUGGAUGGAGAGAGCCUGAGGUCAGGGUCCAACCAGGGCAGUGUGGCCCACCUCAGCGAGGUUAACCAGGAGAGCAUCACCAGCCGAGACCAGAUAUUGCACCACUCCUCUGCGGACAUGUGGCCUAACACCUAUGUUGCCCAGGGCCUUUACUGCCUCUCCUCCUCUGACGCCUGGGAGCCAAUCAGCAACGAGCCCUCCGGAGUGGCCUCUCCCGCUGCUGGCUCCUACGUGAUGCAGCAGGGCGGGACUUCCUGUGAUGGGUAUGAUGGGAACGCGUUGCUGCAGCAGCAGCAGCAGCAGCAGUUCAACCUACAGCAGCAGAGUCAGCUCCAGCAGCUGCAGCAGCUACAACAGAUACAGCACUACCAGCAACAGCAGCUCCUGUAUCAGCAACAACAGUCUCUGGAGCAAAGGCUGCACAGUGCCAACCACUCGUUGCAAGCCACGCCCAACAGCACCAUCCACAGCCUGGCCCCUGCUACCCACGCCCCAUUGGUGGACCUGUGGGGGGCGGGUCAGACAGAGUCCUAUCACGCAGAUAUUGGAGGGUACAACAUAGGCGUGGCAGCGGUGGUGGAGGCGGCUUUGAAUGUUCCGUCUGGGGAAGAGGGGGCGGGGACAGACCAUUCCCCUCUGCUGGAGCAGCAGGAGGAGGAUGAACUGAAGGACGAGGAGCUAACACUCUGCAUGGAGCCGGAGUCUGCCACUCUAACACAGAGAGAUGAAGCCAUCACCUCCGGGGGCAGUAGUCCUGGGCAACGUAGUCCGGGACGCAGUAGUCCGGGGCAACCACCAGCACAGCAAAUUACAGAGCGGAAGGCCUCUGAUGUCAGCUGUGGAGGCAUCCAGAUGUUGGAGGAGAAGGAAGAGAAGCAGGGGUCCGCUGUUGCUGCCAUGGCAACCAACUGAUUGACAGAUCGUCCUGAGAGACGUGACAGACUGACCCUCAGCGUCAGGAAUGACUGAUCCUAAUAAUGAAAUAUUUAUCAAUAAAUCUGUUCCUUUUCAGGUAUCAAACACAUUUUUGAUGGGAUAUAAACUCUUGUGACCACUGAAGAGCAGAGGAGGAAGAUUUGGAAACGGACUCACACAGCCUUAUAUUCCCAGAGAGAAGGAGGCGGGAGGGAUGAAUAGAGGGAGGGAAAAAAGACUGAGCGAGAAAAAGGAGGUAUGAGGGGAUGAUAAAAAGAAGAGGAGCAGCUGAGAUAGAGACAUUUGUAUCAGGAAAAGGAAACGGAGGAGGAGGGAAUUGAAACAUGCAUGCUUUUUAAACAAAUGACUUUAUCCGGUCCAGCAUCAAAUAUGAUAAUGAUCAUAAAAUCUAUAGUAAUAAAACAUUAUCAUGACAACAAUGAUUUUCUAACAAAGAAAACAUUCAUGACAACACAAAAAUCUAUGUAUAAGUGAAUGAUAAAAGAAUAUAUAUCAAAAUCACUGUUUUUACAACACUAUCUCUCCAUUGGAGAACUACUCUGUUUACAGCUUACACUCAACACAUCAAAUAGAAUAAUAUCAACCCCAUAACUUGAAGAACAGAAACACUCACAUGUUAUACCCUCUCCUCUUAUGUCAUUCACAUCUAGCAUCCACAUCACUUAUAGAACUAACUGCACGGAUACAGAGCAACUUUAGUAGGUUGGGUUCAUCAUAACCCCCUAAAAAUUACACCAAUUCAAUUAUCCCCAAAAACUAAUUAAAUCCAAAUUGGCUCUCUGCAACCUAACCCCUGCAGUGAAAUCUACUUGAACCCUCCUAACACAGUUAGAAAGACAACAACGUUGCUAUGUUGCUGUGGUCUCCAGAUGUCCAAGGCACAUAAAGGCUGCAUGGCUGUCCUGUUGGCCACACACACAGCACUGCACAGUUAAAGGAAUGUACUGUACAGUAAGAUAGUGUGCUUCCUACUCUGUCUUUCCGUAUGUUUCUUCACAGUACUAUGGAGUACCUGUCCUAUAUUGAACUGUAUAGACUUUGCACUGAACCUAGGACACGGCUGGUGCUGGGCCAGAGAAGACUCAGGGCAUGGAGCUCCUUGUAGUCUGCUUGACUGUGCAUCUUGACUGACAGGUCCGUGUCAUGGAGUGAAUGGUGAAGAGACAGAGCUGUAGUAGUGAAUCCCUUUUCACUGAUGCAAUCCAACAGAUCAGAGGCUGCCUUUGGACUCUGUCACACGUCAAUGUCCUUGAUCACUGUUCAGAAAGAGCUCUUAGCAUCACCAGGAACCAAAACAGAACCACUAGACGAGAUGGAUUCUGAGCUGUUGUUCCAGGUUCCAAACUAGAGAUGGCUGGAGAAAGAGGAAGUGCUCUGGAGUGUUUAGGUACCAACAGAAAGAGGAUUUAGAUUCAGAUGUGCUUCUGUUUUAACACAGAUUGUUGUUUUGAUGUCAGCUCUUGGGGACAAUACCAAGCUUUUCUUUGUGGAGAAAAGAUGAGCAAAUGUUUCUCUCAAAGGUGUAGGUUAGAGCUGUUUGAAUUGGGUACUGAUUCUUAGAAGGGCAAAAACUUCAAAAUUGUAACUACUAGUGAAGAGCCAAACACAGGUCUCCUAAACGGCUUGUAGCCACUACUGUCAUAUAGAUGUAAAUACUAAUGAGAGAGGAUAUAAACCACAUCUCUCACAGUCCCCACUGCAACAGUUUCUUUAUUUUUCUACAAGUCUCAGUCCCAGCUCUUUCCUUUGGGAAUCUUCCUGAGCUCCCAAAUUAAGCUUAUUGCAUUUAGAUUUGUUUCUAUCACCACACAAGUAAAAGGAAAAUGAUAGUGGAAUGUCAACAUUGUAAAUAGUGUGAUCAUUAAAAUAUUGGAUAUCGGAAUAUUGUUGUAAAAUAAUGCAAAGAACCUAAUUUGACUGGGUUUAAGGAGAACAUUGAAGUCAAUCAGGGAAUAGAACUGAAUACUAGAACCAAACACUAGAACCAAACAGAACCGGUAUCUUCCUGCUCAUGGUGACUACAGCGAUGGAGCAAAACUCUGCCUGAGCCGAGUGUGACGUUUGAGUUAGCGUGUGUAUUUCCUGAAGAGGAAAGUGUGUAUCCCAAUGGAGGAAUGGUAGUGAAGUUCAGAGACAUGAUAGAAUAGUGGAAUGUUGGAGAUACUGGUCUGGAAUAUCUGUGCAUGUGUCACUAAUAAAAACAACAACAAUAGCAGUUAUUAUUAGUAUUCUAAUAUUAUUAUUAUUAAUAUUAUUAUUAUUAUUAUUAAUAUUAUUAUUAUUUGACGGAGAACAACCUUCUUUCACUCUGAUGAUUGUGUGAAAAAACUUUUAAGAUAGAAAAAAGGUUUAUUGACUUGAAUUCAUUAACUUAUUGAUUGAUUAUUUAUGCAAUGUUGGUACAAUGUUUAUUUUUCUACUGAAUUAUUGACACCCCCCAGUAUAAGACAGAAUAUGUGUGGUUGAUGUACAGCAGUUUCGUGUUGGUUGGGGCUCUCUGAUCGGACAAACAGACAGUGAUAAUAAUACCCUAGGCCAGGGGUGGAAACUUCUGGAGGGCUACAUUGUGGCCACAAUUAAUUGUAAUCAGUUGUGUUAAAGCUGGGCUGGAACAAAACCCUGCACACACUGACUGCAUCCCUCCAGGACAAGGGUUAGGGUUAAGGUUACCCACCUCUUCCCUGGGGCUGUCCAUCAUGAAACACACAAUGAUGUCAUUUACAUAGUCAUAACCAGUCAUGAAGAUUCAUGUCACAGCUGCCAUGAUCACCCAGGCAAUGACAACACAAUCUCAACCAUGCAACUUCCUUUAGGCUACUAGUCAUAAGUGUCCAUCAGCUGUCACGACACGUAUGACGCGUCUGCAAGACAAGAUGCAUAUUGGUGUUAGAACUAACCAAGUAGGAGUCUAUCCUGACCACGUGACCUGACCAGGAUAGACUCAGCACCCCUACAUCUAACAGAUGGUUCUGCUGAGCUGCUACCUUGUGGUGUUUUUCAGUUUGUGUUAUGCAUUAGCCUUCACCUGUCUGUCUCAGACUGGCUCUGAGAGAUACAACCUACAGGAUGUCUUUACCCAACCACUCUUAUUCAUUGAUUUAUUUCAGGAUUAUUUGGGGGGAGGAAUAACAUGACAGCCUGUACAUAGUUUAUUAUUUAUUGUAGGUUAAGUCUUUUUGGAGCAGUAUUGUUCUGUGUGUUGUCCUUGGGACUUUCUGUAGUGAUAGACCUUUGACCCCAGAGAGAUUGUUCUGCUUCAUUGAAAGCACAAACAUGGACCCAGAGAAUGAUACUACUUCAACGAAGAUAUUUUAUUGAUUUUUGGACAAUUAAGAACUUAAUAAUUGAAUAAACUAAUAACAAGAAGCCAAAUGUA